UUGUCACAGUUAAGAAUGGCUUCUCACAAGCUGUUCUCCACCAUCAUUGCUCUUCUUCUUGUCUUUGGAGUUCAUGGUGGUGUUGCUAACCCUAAUGAUUGCUAUAUCAAUGCUAUUUAUAGCCUUGGUGAUUCGAUAGCUGAUACCGGUAACCUUCUUCAUCUCGGCGUCAGUGGCUCUUUCAAUGUAAUUGGUAGCUUCCCUUAUGGUCAGACUAUCCAUAAGGCCACCGGCCGGUGCUCCGACGGUCUUCUCAUGAUCGACUUCCUUGCCAACAACCUUAAUCUUCCACUGCUCAACCCUUACUUAGACAAGGAAGCGAACUUUGAGCACGGUGCAAACUUCGCCGUCGCCGGAGCCACCGCUCUCGAUACCUCUGUCUUGGCACAGAGAGGAAUUCAUAUGGGUUUCACUAAUGCAUCUCUCAGUGUUCAGCUUGACUGGCUCAAAACUCAUCUCAAUUCCACUUGCUCUUCCAAAGAAGCUUGUCAGAAGAAGCUUGAGAGAACAUUGUUCACUUUGGGGGAAAUCGGAGGCAAUGAUUAUAACUAUGCAUUCUUUGGAGCAAAAUCGAUCGAUCAAUUGAUGAACUUAGUUCCUCUUGUUGUCCAAAAGAUAACAGAUACAGCAAAGGAGUUGAUCGAAAUGGGAGCUGUACACAUAGUAGUUCCGGGGAACUUUCCGAUCGGGUGUAUGCCGAGUUACCUCGCAACAUUUGGUCAGUUAGUCGGGAAAAAUGCCGGAGCAUUCGAUGAGCUAAAAUGCCUGAAAAGCCUAAACAUCUUCUCCAUGUUCCACAAUGAGAGACUCCAAGCUUCACUUGCUGAACUUAGACAUGUAUAUCCUGAUGUUCAGAUAAUGUAUGCAGAUUACUACCAUGCAUUCUUGCACAUCCUUGAAAAUGCUCCAUUAUAUGGAUUUAAUGAGAAUUCAUUGAGGAGUGCUUGUUGUGGAGCUGGAGGAGAAUAUAACUUUGAUGCAACUAAGAUUUGUGGUGCACCAGGGACAAGUACUUGUAAGAACCCAAAAGAUCAUAUAAGUUGGGAUGGAAUACAUUUAACUCAAGAGGCUUAUAAAGUCAUGACUCAAGCACUGAUUAAUGGUGGAUUUACUUAUCCUAAUUAUGGAGUUAAUAAGUUGUGGAAAUGUUAGAUUAUAUUAUUUUUAUAUAUUAGUUAGGAUUAAUAGGUAGUUU
Dioscorea cayenensis subsp. rotundata (Guinea yam) is the source of this 1195-nucleotide messenger RNA. Its product is annotated as acetylajmalan esterase-like. The transcript has 5 exons. NCBI's taxonomy places the organism in Eukaryota, Viridiplantae, Streptophyta, Magnoliopsida, Dioscoreales, Dioscoreaceae. The coding region runs from base 16 to 1152 and encodes 378 amino acids. The record is from RefSeq and is a predicted model, not a curated record. Gene Ontology annotation, molecular function: hydrolase activity, acting on ester bonds.